Messenger RNA from Rana temporaria (common frog), 3229 nucleotides. RefSeq names its product SLAIN motif family member 1 (gene SLAIN1). The transcript has 8 exons. Gene Ontology annotation, cellular component: microtubule plus-end. The record is from RefSeq and is a predicted model, not a curated record. Bases 39 to 1964 code for a protein of 641 amino acids. Lineage: Eukaryota; Metazoa; Chordata; Amphibia; Anura; Ranidae. Gene Ontology annotation, biological process: positive regulation of microtubule polymerization; cytoplasmic microtubule organization; microtubule nucleation.
UGAAGGAGAUGACUCCACCCUUCUGAGAUUAGUGAUAGAUGAGGGUGUCAGUGGACGAUCGGUGUGUCCCCGGAUCUCUUUGUUCCAUUGUGUGUAGCCCCCUCUCUCGGUCUCUGGUGGGAGGGAGCCCGGAGAUCACAUCCAUAGUAUUAGCGCUGACAGGAGGAUGCAGCCUGUACACAGCAGCCAUCCCUGAGCGAGGCGUCCAUAGAGGAGAGGAGAGGAGCGGAGAGAGGGGAGAGCCGGAGGAGGUAGCGGGUUGGGAGAUGAUGAUGGCGGAGGUGAAGUGCGCCUCGGGGGCCACCAAUGGACUGGUGGUGAACGCUGAGUUGGAGGUGAAGAAGCUGCAGGAACUGGUGAGGAAGCUGGAGAAACAGAACGAGCAGCUCCGGAACAGAGCCAGCGCCGUCAGUAAUUGCACCGCCAGCCCGCACCUGCUGCAGCCUCCUCCCGCAAUGCAUCAGCCCUGCCUGCUCACCCGACCCUCCGCACUCUGCCUGCCCAGCCCUAUACCCACUCUACUCUGCGGGAGCCUCUACCCAUCAGACCCGUCCCUGGGAUACUACAACAGCAGGCUGGCCUGCCAGUCCCCUGGGAACACCAUCCUAGAUGAAGUGGACAUCCUGGACCUGGAGGACAGCUAUGAAGACGAGGAUAGCUGGCUUUAUGUGUCUCCUCCUAAGAAGCAGAGGUCAUUUGAGUCCAGCCUUAGCCCAAUGGAGUGGUGUAGGCAGGUUCUGGACAAUCCAUCUCCUGAAAUAGAAGCUGCAAAACGUUCUCUCUGCUUCCGACUUGAACAAGCUGGUCGCUGGAGGAGUCUCUUUUCCACUCCUGUUUCCAUGUCUUUUCCAUAUAGUCCAGUUGCGAGACUCACUCCAUAUUUCAACGGUGUUAAUUCUCCCAGCAUCCUUAAAACCCCAACUAAAGCAAUACUAACACCAGAAAAGACAGGUUACAAUUUGAAGAUCUCCCCUUUGAGCCCACAGUCUUCAAUAGACAGUGAACUUAGCACUUCUGAAGUGGAAGAUGACUCAAUUGCUAUGGGAUACAAAUUGCAAGACCUCACUGACGUUCAGAUCAUGGCACGAUUACAAGAAGAAAGCCUUAGGCAAGAUUUUGCAUCUACCUCUGCUUGCAGUUCAGUAUCACGGCAUCGCUCUAGCCUUUCGCUAUACUCUGGAAAGAGGGCACCAUGUGCCAACAGUGACCAGGAAUCUGAUCGUUACAGUGUUGAAGAUGAUGAUGAAGACUUUGACCUCUUACCACCACCUCAGCCUCGACUUAGUCGCUGCUCCCCACUUCAGAGAGGAAUUCCUCAUUCGCAGACUUUCUCUAGUAUUCGGGAGUGCAGGAGGAGUCCAAGUUCCCAGUAUCUUAAUUCAAAUGGAUAUCAGCAAUAUAAUUUUUCAUCUCCACCUCAGACAUCUGAACAAAUGCAAAACAGAACGAAUGCAGAUAAACUACGAAGAAGCAUGCCUAAUUUGGCUCGAAUGCCAAGCACAACAACAAGCACUGUGGUUUCCCCUGUUACUGUACGAAACAGCCAAAGUUUUGAUUCUAACCUCCAUGGUGCAGCAAAUGGGAUGUCUAGGCUGCAGUCAAGUAUACCGUCCCCUGGUCAACUGCAGCAGAGGGUCCACAGUGUGGGUAACUUCCCAGUAUCAGUGAGGCCACCUCUGAAAGCCACAGCCUAUGUCAGCCCGACUAUACAAGGCAGCAGCAGUAUUCCACAGUCAACUAGUUUACAGUCUUUAUCAAGUUCUGGGAUCCCUAUGCCAAACAAAUCUGCAAGUUCAUUGCCUGUCAGAAGUGCACUGCCUAGACCAUCACUGUCGAGCACAGGGGGAAGCGGUAUACCCCGCAGCAAGAUUGCUACUCCACCACGCAGUUUUAUUCAGCCUCCGAAGACUCUGUCAUCACUGAGCACACUGCGGGAUGGAAACUGGAGAGAUGGAUGCUAUUGAUCUGUUCGAAUGGAUGAGCUUACAUUUAAAAGCAAUUUUAAUUAACGUGUUAUUUUUCCCCAGCGGGCUGGGUAAAAAUAGUGUAAGAGGACACAUCUCCUGAAGAUUUUAACAUUUGUAAUAUAUGUGUUAUGUGAGAGAACCGUCAAAGACAAUGUAGCUCUUAAAUGUUUGACAUGAAAUGCUUAAUGGAUUUUCACAACAACUAUUAUUUAAUAACACACAGACAUAUGCAAAAGCAAAUACUUGUAAAAAUCUGUCACAAAACCUGUUUUAUUUAUUAUUCACUUUCUGUUCUCCUGUAUAAGCACUUAACUUUUUUUUAAUGUAUGAUAAACCAUUACAAUACUGGACAAUAUGUAAACGUUCUGUGUAUAGAAUAAUUAACCACACUUGGAGGUGCUGCUUAACUUCUGUGCCACAGAAAAUAGUUUUAAGUGCAUUCUUUUUUUUUUUUUUUUUUUUUCAAAAAUAAUUUGGUAUACUUUAUUUUGGGAAUCACUGGAAACGUACUUAAAAUGUAUUUCUUGUUGCAAAGCACAAGGAUGCAAGGAAGAGAAUCACUGUCCGUCUAUACAACCACGUUAAGGUAGAAGUAAAGGCAUUUUUUUUUUUCAUUUUGGAAAGGGUAGAGGAGAGUUAUAGCCCCUGUCAGUGUUUUGUUUUUUUGUUUUGUUUGCUGUGUCCCAUUGGAGAUUUCCCUUCACUUCCUGCCCCAUAGCAAAACAGGAGAGUAAAUCCUUACAAAGUGAGGGGACUUCUGGUUGUUACCAGGUUCUCUCAUUGGAAGUUUUCCAAUGUUUCUGUUCUGACAACCCGAAAUGUGUGAUUUAUUUUAUAAUUUUUUUGUUUCCCUUACUUUGCACUCUUGAUAAUAAUGGUAAAUCGCAAUUAAAACUGACAGGUGUUCUAACCCCUCUCCAAUCUAUCUAAAAAAAAAAAAAGAGGUUUUGCCUUUAGUUAUACUUUAAUUUUGUCUUUGUUCUUUUUUUUAUGUUUCAUGUUAAUUUAUUGUUUAAUUAUAUUGAAUGUUUUCUUCUGCAUAAUUAUGGAUUGUCUGCAUCUCUACUGCAGUGUGGGCUGGGUUUUUUCUUACUGUCAAAAUACUGAAGAUCAAAGCUCUCAUUGGACAUAACUUUUGAUAGGCAUUUUACAGAAUUAAAUUGCACUAAUGCUUUAAUAAGACAGUAUAUGAUUUCAUAAUGAUGACAUCUGUAUACUGCUGUUUUUGGAAUGUUUCAGUAAUAAAGAAUAUUUUUGAGCAA